Molecule: messenger RNA, 5077 nt
Organism: Halichondria panicea
Lineage: Eukaryota; Metazoa; Porifera; Demospongiae; Suberitida; Halichondriidae
Exons: 8
Coding region: 3095-3688 (197 amino acids)
Source: RefSeq, a predicted model, not a curated record
UAGACACUGUUUAGGAAGUUUCCACAUGAUUUAGAAGUCCUCAGGGCUAGUAGAACCCUCACUGCGUUCGGGAUACUACAACCAGCCCUUUGGGCUUCUAAAUCAUGUAGAAACUUCCUAAUCAGUGUCUAACUAUUAUAUAUAUGGGAUUUAGAAGCCCAAAAGCACUGAUUUAGUAUCCCACAAUAUUAACCAACAAAACAGUGUCUAGAUACUAUAGUGUGCAAACCUUGCCCUCGAGGUUUGACUAUAUUACUAAAUAAGUUGCAUGCAUAGGCCCAUAGUAGCUAUAGAGGCACUUUUCCUACGUAUAUCUUAUCAACUAGUGUCUAUAAAGCUUGUGAGUCAACUCCUAAUAAUAUGCACGGUGACUUAGAAGCUCAAAAAUUAUUACUAGUAUAAAGUAUACGUAUACUAUAAUUAUAAUAGCUGUAAGCCUGCAUGUAACUUACAUAGUGACGGUGGGUCAUAGUGUGGUGAAAGUGUCCAUUGGCAUUAUGACGGGAUGCCAGCCAUAAGGCUUCUUCAUUGGUAAGACCAGCAUAUACAUGGCAUUGUACAUAUUCGUAGUUGUGCCCCUCCUCAUUAAGCUCCUGUCUUGCUCGUACCCCAUGAAGCCCACCGUGAACUUCAUAGCGGUAGACAUCCUUAAGCCUCUCCUCAUACACAGCAACUGACCCAAUGCCUUUGCAUACGACAGCAAGAGGUGGAAUGCCAAUACCACUGCUGUCUUCAAUGAGCCUCUCCUUCAGGGAUGUGACAAAUUGCUUGUCCACCUUCCUCAGCAAACGAUCUUUCGGUGGCUCGUCACAGUUUCUAAUAAGAAUGUGCUUUAAACCUGCAAUGAAUUUAAUUUAACAGGACAGUUCUCCAUAGUAAUACAUCAUGUUAUCUGUCAUUGUAGUCAAACAUACCAAUUUUCUUCACAUCGAUUAGUGCUCCCAUUUCUUCAUCUUCCCUUUUCUUCCUCUGUGCACCAUCGUUUCUUUUUGUCCUUUUAGGACUUGGUGCUUGAAUGUCUCGGUGUUCUUCUUCUAAGGUGGUGGCCUUUUUCAGUGAUAUUACCUCACUCAACUUAAUUGUUAUCCUCAGCUGGGUCACGAUCUUCUUCAUCAGUCACGGUGACCAUCACUGCUUCCUCAAUCGUAUUGUAAGUAGUGAGCUCUUGGAAUUUGUUAACAAACUCAGAGGCACUGUUAAGACUGAACUGGAAGUUCUGUGAGAAUGCUGUCUUGCUGGAUUCAAAGGAAGCACAAUUGACAAUUCCUUUCCCACGGUUUUUGAACAACACCUGCAUAAUUUAUACAUGAUUCUAUAUAAUUUCAUGUAGCAAUACAGCGUAAAAGUACUCGUCAAGUGUUAUAAUUAUGGGAAUGCAUUUAAUUUACCAGUAGCGCUUUUUCGGAUCCUUUGGCAUGCUCUUUCUCUGUCGUGAUAUCUCUCACAGGUCCCAAUUUUAUGCCAGCAAAUGAGGAUAACUCUUCUCCAUCUCGAAGUAGUUUACCCCUAGUUUCGAGAAACCAUGGUCGCACUUGUUGGAGAUUUGAGUGGGGCCGCGGUGCCGCCUUCAGUUUAGAUGAAGCUGAUCCUGACUUUGGCCGACUCAUUUUCCACUUGCAGGAAGAGUAUCUAGUUGCAACCGGGUACCAAAAUUGCACUGUACGUUCUCAGCUAGUUUGCUUGAGCUAUAUCUAGGGACUUCUGCCAGCUGCAUUCAUGGUACAUGGUGUUGCUAGCUUUAUUAUGUUCCAAGCUUGUUCUCUACAUCAUGUAGCUAGGAACAUGCAGCUGCUGCUUGUAUAGCUAGCUAGACUUUUAAAUAACCAAAAGUUUCUUUUCUACUUGCUGUCAGCACUGACCAUUCAGAGAAGGUAUGUUAAAAUGUAACUCUAGCUUUUUACUUUAUCUUAUGCUGCGUGGGUGGCUCAUAAUCGGUCAUAGCUAGCUAGCUAGCUAUAGUGAGGGGGUAGAUGAUAAUGAUGAUAAUUAUAAUACUGACUCACUAGCACUGCAGACUGCAAUUUCUAAUUUUCUCCUCUGUUUGCAGUGUCCCAAGCUAACUACAAUGGCUAACAAGUCAAUUGUUUGGAAUGACUUUAAUUCUUCCAUAGCUACCUCUGCACAAGAAUCACCAUGCAGCAGCUGCCAGCAGUCGUUCUUUGUUGAAGAUUCUCCCUUGUCAACCUUUGUCCCAAAUUCUCCCAUCCAUCAAUCAACCCCUAUUGGUAGUCAUCUUGGCAAAAGAUCUGAAAUUUCCGAUAGUAGUCUCCUCUUUAAUGAUGUAGAGCUGGACGCAUCUUACACUCCAACGUCGCCAGGCAAUUUUAUUCAGACGUCGAGUACAAGUCAGCUCAGUAGUGUACUCAGUGUCACUUGUUGUGAGAAUAGAUGCCUUGCGAGCUUUAGUCUGCUCGAACUGGAAUCAUCCCAAAAAUCAUUUCUGAGCUGAAAGAAGGUAGACCAACAGCAGUUUUUACUCGAUGCAGUCAUAGCCACCUUUCAUUGACAGACACAGCAUUUUGCAUGCUAUCAAUUGCUGGGAAGAAGGUUUGCAAAGUGGCAUUUGGCAACAUAUUUGGCUUGUCAGCAAAACGAAUGAGAAGGGUAACCAGUCUCCUUGUUGAAGGUGGCACAAUAUCACUAUCUCCUCUGAAACGCAUUAAAGCCAGAUCAACCAAGUACAUGACUGCAUAUGCUUGGAUGGAUCGGUUCUUCAACCGUAUUGGAGACAAAAUGCCACACCAACAAAAAAUCCAUCUACCUCAUUUUAUGUCUCGAAAGAUGGUCUAUGACUUGUUGGUUCAGGAUAUUAUGGGACAAGGAUUUAGCAGGCAAGACAUCAUAUCCGGAUCACAUUUCUAUGCUUUGUGGAGAGAUAAAUUUCAAUUCUGUACUAUUCCAAAGCACAGUUUGUUCAGCAAAUGUGAUACUUGUGUGAAAUUUGCAAAUGAAAGGCUUAAAGUUGCUGGAGAUAAAGCGGCUAAAGAGAAGCUGAGUCAAGAGUACAAGCAACACCUGGAAUUGGUUACAUCUGAACCAUCGUGAAAAGGCAAGGAGCAAGCCAUCCAAAUAUCUCAGUGUCAUUAUUGAUGGCAUGGACCAGAACAAGACAAAUGUGCCACAUGUUACCCAGGAAACAAAGUCCACUCAAAAUCUUUGGCGUCUACGUAGCCAUCUAACAGGAGCCCUGGUUCAUACCAAAUCUGUUAACGGGAAAGUGGUGUUUGCUUUCUUUGAUCUCAUGCAGUGGCCCCAUGAUUCCAAUCUUACGAUAGCAGUUCUAAAUUUGGUACUUGUCACACUCCAGCAAGCUAUUUUUGAUCACCCACUACCACCUGUGUUGUACGUCCAACUGGAUAAUACUGCUCGCGAAAACAAAAACAAGUAUGUCUUCUCUUAUCUUGCCUUGCUUGUUCAGUUGAAGAUAUUCAAGAAGAUCCGAGUGAACUUUUUACCGGUGGGUAACACCCAUGAAGACGUUGAUCAGUUCUUCAGCAAAGUGUCCACCCAGCUCAAACGCUUGGGAACAGAGACUAUCAGCGACCUGCACAGUGUAACAGAACAGAGCUUCACACCUGAGCCAAUAACAGCCCAAAUUCAGGCAAUACAUGAUGUUCGAUCCUGGCUCAUCCCUCAUAUUGAAGAUCUUCAUGGUCAUAGCCAGCCUCAUGCUUUCGGUUCACCUUAAACAAAGAGGGUAUUGCCGAAAUGCACUUCAAGACCUGGAGUACGGACAAGGCUUGGUCUAAGGAAGGUCUUCUGUUGUUAAAAGGAGUGCCUCAAGGAUCUCCUUCCCUGUGUAUCCCUUCUUCUGAGAAACAGGAUUUGAAUCUCUUGCGAGCUGACAUACGCAAGUGGCGUCAGUGGUUGUCAGAUGACUCUUAUUUUGAAUGGGAACAGUUUUUAGACACAGGAAUCGAAGAAUUGGAUACAGUACCAACCUCCCCUCCUCAAUUUGCUCUGACAACGCUUCAGCAGGCACAUGCAGAUACUACUUGCGAAAAUGAUGACAGCUAUGAAUCACCCACACUGCUAGUGAAAAGGGACAUUCAGGUCUACACAGGGAAACGAAGAGCUGCCCAACCUGAAGCUGACCUAUCUUUGGUCAAAACUAGAGAUCUUGUUGCCAUUCAUCAUAUCAAUUGAACGUCAUGACUACAAAACACACUUUCAGGGGAAGCUGCACCUAAUACUGUCAAUCACCGUGAUCAAUACAACGUAUAUAUGUAGGAUGUAGUCACCCUAUUUGUUUGCAUUGCAGUAGGGUGGAAUACUGCAAUCCCCAUUAGGUAAUCAGCAAUAAGUAGGUUAUAAUGCCAUGCCCUCAUGCUGUACUGCUAAUACAACUCUUAAUGUGUUCGCUGUACAUCCCUCUUACAUGAGAUAACCUAUAGUGCUAGAUAUUUAUUCAGUAAAAUUCUGAUAAUGCUAUAGUCCCGAUUUGAUACAAAUUACACCUUUGUAUGUUAUGACGAUCAUACCGUGUGUACUAUAAUUAUAUAGAUAUGUUCUCUUCAUAUGAGUUGUGGGGAAUGAUGGAAAGGAAAGGAUGGAUUGGAAACACUUACUGCCAGACUUUUUACAAUAAUAAAUUCAUAUCAAUUGUGAACGUCAUGACUACAAAACACACUUUCAGAGGAAGAACACAAAAUAUUUCAAAGUAAUAAUAGAGAUUAAGUUCGUAACCUCACUGACCUUAUCAGUACUCCUCAAACCAGAAAUAAUGAACCACUGCUAAAGUUGCUCUGCAAGCAGCUAACUUGGCUGGAAGGCACAGACUGUAGACAGAAGCAAUUUUGUGAACUUGGCUAUUUGUCUCUCUGCCAACUGGUUAUGGCAGUCAAGUCCCUUUGCUUUGCCCUAUCGCCAGCAAUAUUUGAUGUUCCAGCGGUAUCAUUGCCACAGGCAGGACAAGAACUCGUUACAUCCAGCUAUCUCCAGACUUAGACAUAUUUUGCAGCAGUUGUGAUUGAUUUUAAGUUUGUGUACGUACGCAAUGAAGACGAGUCGUUGAUAGUCACCUGGCCAGUCUCUUUCCUUACAGAAAGGGGCGUGGUUUCCAGUCUAGUUUUACACA